Drosophila teissieri is the source of this 935-nucleotide messenger RNA. Its product is annotated as sperm-specific protein Don juan. The transcript is spliced from 2 exons. Bases 119 to 877 code for a protein of 252 amino acids. The record is from RefSeq and is a predicted model, not a curated record. Lineage: Eukaryota; Metazoa; Arthropoda; Insecta; Diptera; Drosophilidae.
AUCUCGGAUUCAGUUUAGGUCCUGAUUCCACAGACGAAUCAACAAAUUUAUCCAGUUGUGGUUCUUCAAAAUUCGUUGUAAAAUUUUUGGCACAAAAUUUCAAAAUUUUUUUCUCAAAAUGUUUAAGAGAACCGCUUUUAUUUUAAGUCGGUGCUUACAGCCCACUUUAAUACGGCCGCACCACAUCAAUGUCUUUCCAAACUUGAAGGAAGACGUUGCUAGUCCCGAUGAUCUUCCAAAUCAGUGGCAAAAAAGAUUUGUCGACGGCUCUACUCACAUUCAGGAGCCCAUUAGUUUUGCGUUCGUUAACCCAAUGCAACGAAAGUUCUUGCAAAACCUGGAGCAGCAGCAGGCUCUUAAAAUCAAGGAAGGGAAUCAGAAUGAACUUGAAAAUAUGAAAAAUGAUUGCCGGAGGAUGGCGUUAGAAAUCACAAUGGCUGCAAAAGGGGGCGACAUUAAAAAAGCCUGCAAGAAACUGGCUCAAAAAGAAAAGUGCAAAAAGAAAGAACUGAAAAAAAAGUGCAAGGAACUGGCUCAAAAAGAAAAGUGCAAGAAAUUGAAGAAAAAGGACAAAUGCGCGAAAAAAGAUCCUUGCAAAAAGAAAGACCCUUGCAAAAAGAAAGAUCCCUGCAAAAAGAAAGAUCCCUGCAAAAAGAAAGACCCCUGCAAAAAGAAAGACCCCUGCAAAAAGAAAGAUCCGUGCAAGAAAAAGGAUGGUGAUAUAAAAAAGAAGUGCAAGAAAUUGGCCGAAAAGGAAAAAUGCAAAAAACUGGCCAAGAAAGAAAAGGUGAAAAAGUUGCAGAAAAAGUGUAAGAAAAUGGCUGAGAAGGAAAAAUGCAAGAAACUGGCCAAAAAAGACAAAUGCAAGAAAAAGUAAUAGACUAAAGAUUGAGUAGAAUAAGCAAUAAAAUACCCAUUUUAAAUUUGUCACUGAA